Molecule: messenger RNA, 1749 nt
Organism: Odontomachus brunneus
Lineage: Eukaryota; Metazoa; Arthropoda; Insecta; Hymenoptera; Formicidae
Exons: 5
Coding region: 216-1502 (428 amino acids)
Source: RefSeq, a predicted model, not a curated record
AAGUCAGACUUCUCGAAACGGCAACAUAUGCAUUAUAAAUUAUAAAUAUUUUUAUCAUUGCAGAGUAACGCUUGACUGUCUGGAUAAAUUAUACAUGACAAGAUAACAAUUAUAUAAAAGCGCGAUAAAGCUCUACAUGACAUUACAUUCCAAUAUUGUUCACUCUUGUAAACGGAAUUCUAAUAAAAUUUGAACGUAUACAUAUUGACAUAAUCAUGGCUCAAAAUAAAAAAGUCAACUUGAGCUCGAUGGUGAAUCAUAAGUUUACUGAAGAAGUGCUGAAAGAUAUUCUAUGCAAGGCCUACGAUGGGAAGAAAGUGCAACUGACAGAUUGGAAGUUUGGUGAUGAAUUUACCAAAGGUGACAGCUACUUGUCAACUGUCUACAAAGGUGUAUUAUAUGGUAUUACGGAUGACGAGGCAAGACAAGAAGUUCAAGUUAAUUUUGUUGUAAAGUCCAUUCCACAGAAUGUUGCUCGCAAGAAAACUUUUAGAAGUUCAGAUUUUUUCUCUAAUGAGAUUAUUUUUUAUACACAGGUGGUCCCUAAGUUUGAGAAGUUCUUGAAAGAAAAAGGACAGAGCAAGCUGUUACGUAUACCACGUUAUCUAGUCUCCUACAUGGAUGGUGAGAAUGAUUUUAUAGUGCUAGAAGAUCUCUCUCCCUUAGGAUUUGGACCUGCAUCGAGACAGAGCUGUAUAAAUUGGGCAGAAUGCUUGGUAAUAUUGGAGGCAUUGUCAAAAUUUCAUGCUAUCUCAUUUGCAUAUAAGGAUCAAAACAAGGAGGAAUUUACUGAAAUGACUAAAUGUUUGAAAGAGACUUAUUUUGGCAAACAUAAUUGGGACUGGUAUCGAAGAUUCCAUGAGAGACUAAUAGAAAUAUCUCAACAUGCAUUAACUGCUGAGUAUCCUGAUAGUAAAGCUCUGAAGCAAUUCAAUUCCUAUAAAUUUGGCACACUUUAUGACAAGUGUUCAGAGAUAGUGUGUGAAAGAAAACAUGCUCCUACAUCUGUUAUAUGUGCGGGUGACUGUUGGGCUCCAAACUUUUUAGUUCGAGAUAUUGGUCAAAAUCAGAAGGAAGCAUUAGUACUCGACUUUCAACUAGCACGUACCGCCAAUCUUUCCACGGACUUAUCAUUCCUGAUUUACUCGUGCACUCACAAGUCAUUUCGAGAUCAAUAUUUUGACACUACUUUGAAAACUUAUCAUUCUUUAUUGAGUGAUGCUAUUAAAACUCUUGGAUCUGAUCCAGAAAAGAUUUAUCCAUGGGAUUUGUUCAUGAAAGAAGUGAAGGAGAAUUUUAUCUUAGGUGUUGUCUUCGCAACUGAAGCUAUUCCAUUUGCAAUAAUGGACCCGUCUGAAUCGUUCGACUUGGACGUUCUCGUUAAAGGUGACGAAGCAGUAGAUAUUGCUGAUGUAUGGGCCUUGCGCAACAUUGCAACAUCGAGUGGAAGACGAAGAUUAGCGGAUAUGCUAAUUCAUGCUGUUGAACAUGGAUAUCUAUAACGAAAAUUUUCACAAAAAUCUUGACUGUUUGUGUAAAAUUAGUCUUAAUAUCAAGCUCGUCAACCAUGAAACCGUGAUGUAUUAUAAAGAAAAUUGUAUUUUUAGUAACAUAAUUUCUGAGCAACUUGCGCAUACUCCGUGACACAUGUAAAAAUGCGUGCAUUUGAAAUGUGUGUGUAUUUAUAUAUCACUUAUUGAGUUGUAUCAUGACCUUAAUGCAAUAGAAAAAAAAAGUAUAUUAAAUCUA